AUGGCUACCAAAUUCAAUCUAUCUGUCGCAUCGGCGCAAGAGCGCAGGCCCGUCCGACACGAUAUCAAUGAAGACAAAAAGUUUGAGAAGCUUAGAAAUAUGUACUUGUACACUAUGAUGUUUCUCUCGAUAGCUUCUCCCAUUCUUUACGAAUCCUCUCUCUUUGCUUGGUUUAUAAAUAUUCUUUUCACGGUUACUCUCAUGGUAGCUGUUGUUCGGACACAUCCUGAAGAGAUUAAAAAGUUUGGCCCUGUGAUAUUGCCGACAGCCAGCUUGUUCCUGGUGAUGAUAGUGUUCACAAGUCGUGUAUCGCUAUUGGAGAUUAUGCCUUGGAUACCAUUUGCGUUUUCCAUGUGGCUUUUGAUUACCGUUUACUCUUGUCCAGCGACGGUAUCACUUGUUCAAGAAGUCCUUCAAGGAGCCAGGCUGGAUUUACCAAAACAUGGCCAUUACAUCCAUAACUUUACCUGGGAUGUCGAGGAAGGCCAGAACCAAGCUCCAAGCUUUGGUUUUAAUAAAAAGGAGCCACUGAGACGCGUAUCGCAGUCUACAAUGGAUCACGAGCUUGCAUUCAUGGGUCGUCCUACUUCAAUCAUAAGCACAACGUCCAGUGAUAUUGAUUUAGACGAAGGUAAUGCGACCGCAAGGUUGGUAGGCGCGAGACUUCUGUCCCACUUUGGGGAAGAUAGUCGCGAAUCCAUGAAAUUUCUGGAUGAAUUGAGGCUCCACUCACAAGACAAUUUUACAAACUCCCUGGGGACUUCAGAUGAUUCCUUGAUAGGCCACUACUCAACAACAGGGUCAGCAAUCCACGACCAUACAUGA
This is a messenger RNA of Botrytis fragariae, 825 nucleotides long. RefSeq lists its product as uncharacterized. NCBI's taxonomy places the organism in Eukaryota, Fungi, Ascomycota, Leotiomycetes, Helotiales, Sclerotiniaceae. The record is from RefSeq and is a predicted model, not a curated record. The coding region runs from base 1 to 825 and encodes 274 amino acids. The transcript has 3 exons.